Geodia barretti is the source of this 910-nucleotide messenger RNA. The record is from the annotation of a GenBank genome assembly. Lineage: Eukaryota; Metazoa; Porifera; Demospongiae; Tetractinellida; Geodiidae.
AUGCGCGCCGAGGGUAAACUACAUGUUCUCUUUCUCCCAGCCUGCUCUAUCAACUGACUAUCACGCUCCUAGCCCCCCUCCCUCCUCCCAUCUUCCUAGUAGCUCUCUGAGCCAGCAGUUCUCCUAUUCAGUUGACAGAAUGAGAAUCAGCACCAAUCAGAGAGAUGAGGGAGAAGGGAGCUCCUACACUGGGGGUUCUAGACUGGUGGAUCAGAUCUAUGAAGGCAGAGAGGAGAGCGGGGGAGGGAGAGAGAGGCUGUUUCAAUCUGCAAGAAGAGCAGCUCAGCAGCAACGUGGCCACCCACUACCAAUUCAGCAGCAAGGCCGUUCGCUGCCCAGGGAACCUCAGCAAGGCCAAGAAAGCAGCUCCCUGCCAAGGAGGGAGGUCUGGCAGCGAGGGAACACUGACAGUGAGAUGGCUGAUUUUGAGGAAUACAUUUGGGAUGAAUGGGAGAAUGAGAUUGAGACUCAAUCUCACUCUAAUGACAGUGGAGCAGAUUUGAGAAACACCUCACAAUUCCCUGAGAGGAGCAUUAGAUCUUCAAACCCAAGCCAUCCUCCCUCUUCCUCCAUACCCCUGCCACUAGCUGGACCAUCUAGAUAUUCAACUAUUCCUUCUCAAACUGCUGUGAGGAGACCCACACUGAGAACAAGAACUGUUCCUGUGGUCUCUAGACCAGUCACCAGUGGUCAGGUGGUACAGACUGUUCCGGUCCAUCCACAGCCUCACUCACUACCACCACGGCACCAAACAGCCACCUCCUCUUUCUUCACUGCUGGACCAGUCGAUGCUCGUGAGGACGAUGGCAGUGAUCUGUUUGGCUCUGUGUUUGCAGGAAUAUUCUAGAACUAUAACCUCAUUGUAUAUACUGUGAAUCUAUCCCAUUGUGAUCAGAUUAUCGCUAACGUC